GGAUGAAACGCUACGAUAGCGGAGAGGUCUAGUGCUGUGAUACGGCGCCGUAUAUAUUCCCAGCUAGGACUAUCUUGCUCCUUAAAGACGUUCUCCGCAUAUGUUAGAAUUUCACACCGUGAUGUCGCGAUUUAGUGAGGGGACCCUGUGAAGAACGAGACACAAGUCGGCUUUUUAAUUAUUUGGUUAAUUAUUUUAUUUCUUCUGUUAUUUUUUCCCUUUUGUUUCCCUGAGAGCAUUUAUGCCUUUUCUUUUCCAAUAAACAUUUCAUUUGAACUGUUUUAAUGCAUUGAUUAUUUUAUAGCUAAUCGCAAGUUUCAGAUACGAACGGGAUUCGUUUUUCAGUAGUCUACUGAACUAAGCUGUCUUGGUUUAUUGCUUUUUUUUUUUUUUUGCUUUUUUUUUUUAAGAGGCAUAUUUCGCAGUGGACAUCCGUAACUUUGCCUUUAUAGAGACGACGGCAUCUUCAAACUAGCAUGGCAGUCAGGCUGUGUGAUGUGGCAUCUCUGCUUAGAAGUGGCUCGUGGGCGGCAGAACCUUGGACUGGGCAGGUAAUCGCUGCCAUGGAAACACAGCUGUCCAAUGGGCCGACCUGUAACAACACGAGCAACGGUCCUGCCCCCAUCUCCAACAACUGCUCCUCACCUGUGGAGUCCCCUGGUAUGGAGGACAGUAAGACGAACCUCAUAGUGAACUACCUUCCCCAGAACAUGACCCAGGAGGAGCUCAAGAGUCUGUUUGGGAGUAUCGGCGAGAUCGAGUCCUGCAAAUUAGUACGAGACAAAAUCACAGGCCAGAGUCUGGGUUAUGGGUUUGUGAACUACGUGGACCCUAAAGAUGCAGAAAAGGCCAUCAACACUCUAAAUGGACUGAGACUGCAGACCAAAACAAUCAAGGUGUCGUACGCCCGCCCAAGCUCAGCCUCCAUUAGGGACGCCAACCUGUACGUCAGCGGCCUGCCCAAAACCAUGACCCAGAAGGAGCUGGAGCAGCUCUUCUCGCAGUACGGCCGCAUCAUCACCUCGCGCAUCCUCGUGGACCAGGUCACAGGUGUGUCUCGUGGCGUGGGCUUCAUCCGCUUCGACCGGCGGGUGGAGGCCGAGGAGGCCAUCAAGGGUCUGAACGGGCAGAAGCCACCCGGCGCCACAGAGCCAAUCACGGUGAAGUUCGCCAACAACCCCAGCCAGAAGACCAGCCAGGCUCUCUUGUCCCAGCUGUACCAGUCACCCAACAGGCGGUACCCAGGGCCCCUGACCCAGCAGGCUCAGCGGUUCAGGUUGGACAACCUGUUGAACAUGGCUUAUGGAGUGAAAAGUAGGUUUUCUCCCAUGGCCAUUGAUGGGGUCACCAGCUUGGCGGGCAUCAACAUUCCCGGGCACGCGGGCACGGGCUGGUGCAUAUUCGUGUACAACCUGGCGCCUGACGCCGAUGAGAGCAUCCUGUGGCAGAUGUUCGGCCCAUUCGGCGCCGUGACGAAUGUGAAGGUGAUCCGCGACUUCAGCACCAACAAGUGCAAGGGCUUCGGCUUCGUCACCAUGACCAACUACGACGAGGCUGCCAUGGCAAUCGCCAGCCUCAACGGCUAUCGCCUCGGUGACCGCGUCCUGCAGGUCUCGUUCAAAACUAACAAAACGCACAAAGCCUGAGCAUCCGUGGCAGACUCCUGAUCACGCCGAGUGUCCGGAAAACUCUGCCAGAGAGAGGGAGUGGAUCGGGUCA
Messenger RNA from Electrophorus electricus (electric eel), 1719 nucleotides. It is a transcript of the gene elavl2, whose product is annotated as ELAV like neuron-specific RNA binding protein 2. Gene Ontology annotation, molecular function: RNA binding. Gene Ontology annotation, cellular component: ribonucleoprotein complex. Lineage: Eukaryota; Metazoa; Chordata; Actinopteri; Gymnotiformes; Gymnotidae. The record is from RefSeq and is a predicted model, not a curated record.